AUGGAUCAAUUGGUGGUGUGUGGAGUCUUUAAUCCGGUGACUCAUCAAUCAUUCACAGUAGCUUUUGUUUACGCCAGGAAUUGUAUAGUGGAAAGAAGACGUCUGUGGAAUAUUGUUCGGACUCUGGCUGCUUCUUCUCCGCUCAAUCAGUCACCAUGGCUGGUGGUUGGCGACUUUAAUCAGGUUCUCUCGAUGGAAGAAGUCUAUUCCUUUGUGCCAGCUCCUGUAUCUCUGCGUGGAAUAUCAGAUUUUUCAGAGUGCCUCUCGGCAGCUGGAUUAUUUGAUCUUGCCGGUAGAGGAUGUCACUUUACUUGGUCCAAUAAAUCACCGAUCAGCCCAAAAUCCAGGAAGUUGGAUCGAGCCUUAGUCAAUGAAGAAUGGAGGCAGCGCUUCACGGAGUCAAAUGCUUAUUUUGAUGUUCCAGGAUGCUCGGAUCAUUCCCCUUGUUUGGUGACUAUAUCAGAAGCAGAAGAUCGAAGGCGCUCAAGAUUCAACUUCUUUACCUUCUUCACAACCCAUCCGGAGUAUCAUCAGAGACUACAAACGGCAUGGGAAACUGUUUUGAUUCCCUCAGAUCCUAUGAUUUCUCUUUGUCAAAAGCUUAAAGCGGCAAAAUUCUGCUGUAAGUCCAUCAAUCAAGAGUUCUUUAGUGACAUUGAAAGGAGGACGAAGGAAGCUUUUGAAGACUUGGAAUCUAUUCAAAGACAGAUGAUGAAUUUACCUACUCCUGAGCUGUUCGAAAGUGAGAGGAGAGCCAGGGAUCUCUGGCUAAUUCUUGCUGCAGCAGAGGAAUGCUUCUUCAGGCAGAAGUCUCGCAUUCGAUGGUUAGAAGAAGGAGAUGCUAACACGGCUUUCUUCUACAAAUCGGUUCUGGCUAAUCUCUCCAGGAAUAUCAUCUUCUACUUACUAGAUGGGACUGGUAACAGGGUCUCGGACAUCAUGGCAAUAAAAGCCAUGAUUUUGGAUUUCUAUACGUUACUUCUGGGAACUUCUAAUAGUCUUGUCGCUCCACUCACAAUAAGUCAGAUUAGAGACAUCCACCCCUACAGAUGCCCUCUCGACUUAGAGACUCAACUGAUUGAAAUUCCAAGUGAGGAAAUCAUCAGAGACACUGUCUUCAGACUGCCGAGAAAUAAGGCACCGGGGCCAGACGGAUUCACUGCUGAGUUUUACACAUCUUCCUGGGAGUUGGUUGGAUCUGAUGUUAUUACGGCAGUGAAGGAUUUCUUUCUGUCCUUCAAUCUCCCGAGACAGGUUAAUGCAACGGUGGUAGCUCUUAUUCCCAAGGUCCCCGGAGCGGCUUCCCUAACAGAUUUUCGACCUAUCUCCUUAUGCAACACCAUCUACAAGGUAAUUUCCAGAAUUCUGGCUCGCAAGCUUCAGCUAAUAACACCUGCAGCGGUUCAAGGGAAUCAGGUGGGGUUUGUUAAAGGAAGGCUACUCUGCGAGAAUGUUUUGUUGGCAUCGGAACUGGUUGCGAAUUUCAACAGGGAGGGGAGUGUAACAAGAGGCUGUUUGCAGAUCGAUAUAUCAAAGGCAUAUGACAAUGUGGAUUGGAGGCAUAUACUGAACACUCUUCAUGCCUUUGAGCUUCCUCAUCGUUUGAUUGCUUGGAUUGAGAAGUGCAUCUCUUCGCCUCACUACUCUAUAGCAAUCAAUGGAGAACUAUGUGGGUUUUUUCCGGGAAAAAAAGGUCUGCGUCAAGGAGAUUCUAUUUCUUCCUCUCUUUUCAUUAUUGCUAUGGACAUUCUGUCCAAAAAGCUUGAUGAGGCUGUGAGGGAUGGUAGAUUCAAUCCGCAUCCUUUAUGCUCUGAUCCUCUAAUCACACAUCUAAGCUUUGCGGACGACAUGCUCGUUUUCUUUGAUGGCACAGAAUCUUCCUUACGAGGCAUUCUGGAGGUACUAAAGGAGUUUGAAUUGAUAUCUGGUCUUGCAUUAAAUCUGGGGAAAUCUAGACUCUUCCUCGAUGGGAAUCAACUUCAGCCUACGGAAGCGCUUGCGUCUGCUUAUGGGUUGACACAAGGAUCUCUACCAGUUCGCUAUUUGGGGGUCCCGUUGUCGCCUAGUAAGUUAAAGAAGCAUGAUUAUCAGCCUCUUAUAGACAAAGUGCUUGCGAGAAUUAAAUCUUGGACUGUUAAGAGAUUGUCGUUUGCGGGAAGGCUUCAAUUGCUGCAGACAGUGGUGUAUGGAAUCACUAACUUUUGGUCCUCCGUAUUUCCUCUGCCAAAAGGUUGUUUGGAUCGGUUAGAACAGAUUUGUAAUGCCUUCUUGUGGUCAGGAGACUCGGCAUCGGCUAGAGGAGCUAAGAUUGCUUGGAGAACAGUGUGUACCCCGAAAAAGUCAGGAGGGUUGGGCCUGAGGCGUUUGUUAGGAAUUAAUCAAGUCUUUGGGUUGAAGUUAAUCUGGUUGCUAUUCUCAGCAGAAGGAUCUCUCUGGGUCGCCUGGGUCAAAAGACAUUUGAUCGGUGAUAAGCUGUUUUGGGUGGAUGAUCUCGGAACUAAUGGCAGUUGGGUUUGGAAGGAGCUCUUGAAGCUGAGACAUAUAGCGAGACCUUUCAUAAAGUGCUCAAUAGUCACAGGGAAAACGGCUCUCUUUUGGCAUGACGAUUGGAAUGGGUUUGGUUCUCUUUUGGAGGUGGUUGGAGACAAUGGACCCUUGGUUUCUGGUAUACCUAUAGACGCACGGGUGGCUGACGAGUCUGUGGGUAAUCUGUGGAACCUAUCAAGAAGCAGGCAUCCUACGCUUAUGCUCUUGAAAGCGUGCAUUCCUCCAACUCCCCCUGAUUUCAUGGAAGAAGGAGAUGAUACCUUCUUUUGGAAGACAUCACCUUUGGAUAACUCUGGAAGAUUUUCUACUUCAAAGACUUGGAAAGUACUAAACCCUGCACCGCCCCCUGUGGACUGGUACAAAUCAGUUUGGUUUCCAGAGAAGGUUCCAAAGCAUGCUUUUAAUAUGUGGGUGGUUUAUCAUGAUCGUUUGCCCACAAAUGAUAGGCUUCUUGCGUGGGGCUUAUCGGUUUCAUCGGUUUGCUUAUUAUGUGCUGUGCAUGAUGAGACGAGUUCGCACCUCUUCUUCUCUUGUGCUUACUCGACUCAGUUAUGGCAGGGGAUUCUAUCUCAAUCAGGUUUAACUCCACCACCACCACCUGAUUUUCUUUCGGUAAGGCAGUGGAUCCACAAUGUAACACAAGAUCAAAAACUCAGGACGAUCUUAGACCUUAUUUUCCAGGCAGUUACCUACUUUAUUUGGAGGGAGAGGAACGGUAGACUGCAUCAGAGCCCAUCGAAGACACCAGACCUUAUUGUAAACGAGAUUUUAUUACUUAUGAGGGCUAAAGUAGCGGCUUUGGACAGGAAAAACACACCUCAAUCAGCAACACUAAUCACUCAAACUUCUAUCAGCUUCCUUGGAACCUGGUUUCGCUUCAUUCAACCGGGAUAA
Molecule: messenger RNA, 3441 nt
Organism: Raphanus sativus (radish)
Lineage: Eukaryota; Viridiplantae; Streptophyta; Magnoliopsida; Brassicales; Brassicaceae
Exons: 1
Coding region: 1-3441 (1146 amino acids)
Molecular function (GO): catalytic activity
Source: RefSeq, a predicted model, not a curated record